This is a messenger RNA of Prunus persica (peach), 935 nucleotides long. RefSeq lists its product as uncharacterized. The record is from RefSeq and is a predicted model, not a curated record. NCBI's taxonomy places the organism in Eukaryota, Viridiplantae, Streptophyta, Magnoliopsida, Rosales, Rosaceae. The transcript has 6 exons. The coding region runs from base 122 to 868 and encodes 248 amino acids.
UCGCAUCCUACGUGCAAUAAGAAUUGCUGCCCGUUUAGGCUUUCGUAUUUCCAAGGAAACAGCUCAUUCUGUUAAAAAUUUAUCUUACUCAAUUCUUAGGCUUGAUAAGGGAAGGCUCCUCAUGGAAAUGAACUACAUGCUAGCUUAUGGUUCUGCUGAAGCUUCUUUGAGGUUAUUAUGGAAAUUUGGACUUCUAGAACUACUUCUACCUAUUCAGGCAGCAUAUUUUGUUAGCCAUGGUUUUCGAAGACGUGACAAAAGGACUAAUAUGCUUUUGUCCCUUCUUUCUAACUUGGAUAAACUUCUUUCACCUGACAAGCCAUGCCACAGUAGCUUAUGGGUUGCGAUCUUAGCAUUCCACAAAGCACUGUCCGAACAACCUAGGGAUCCAUUGGUGGUUGCUGCAUUUAGCCUUGCAAUUCACAAUGGUGGAGAUAUGCUAGAAGCAGUAAACAUUGCUAGGAGAAUCACUAAACUACACGAUGUUUGCUUUAAUGAAUUAUCAGAAACUCAGGAUUUGAACCCUCGAGCAUUGAAAGAUGAGGUUGUGAAUCUUGCAACAUCUCUUAAGCGUGCGCUAAACCAUAUGACUGAUGAGCAAAUAGUCUCUGUGGCGAUGGCAGGGUACCCACAAGCACCAUAUUCUGAUCUGGUAUUUAUCCCAUGGGGGUUAUCUCUGAGGGUCAGCAGGGUUUUUAGUUGCGUAACGUCUGGUGCAGAGAGGGGAUUUGUGCCAAAGCAAGGCAGCAAGAUUGAUUAUGAGUCAUUGGCUGUGGGAAACCUGCCGGAAGUUCGGCAUAUUUUUGCAAGAGUUGUGUUUGAUACCAUAUAUCCGCUUAUUCUAAAUCGUGACAAUUUUGAAACAUGAAUACUUGUUUGUGAGAACAAUUUAAAAAAAUUUAUAACAGUAAAUCAUGGGAAUUGUUUUUUUUUUU